CCCUGUAAACAAGAAUCAUCUGGGUAAGUUCUCGGCGCCGGUCAAAGUGUCAUUCUCCCGAUCGCUGGUUGGACACAGAAAAGGAUGGAGACGCACGCGAAGGCGAUCGCAGAACUUCGCGAGAAAUUUCUGAAGAAGCUGGACGACGAGGGACCGCCCGAUCCCAGAGGUUUUCAUCCUGCUGAUAUAGCUAGGAUAAAAAAUAAUGAUGACUGGUUGAAGCGAUUCUUGGAACAUUAUGAAUUCGAUGAGCAGGAAGCAUUCAAUAUGCUUUGGGAAGUUUGCAGUUGGAGGAGAAAGUUUGGAACAAAUGAUAUUUCUGAAGACAAUAUAAGGAGAGAUUAUUUAGAAGAAGGGAUAUGUUUUAGUCAUGGUAAAGAUAAAGAUGGCAAGAAACUGCUUAUAAUUAAGUCAAAAUUACAUUUCAAGGCAGCAAAAGAUUUUUCAGAGCUUCAGAGAUGUAUAGUUUAUUGGUUUGAGAGAUUAGAAAGAGAAGGAAAUGGAAAUCAAAUAUCAAUAUUCUUUGACAUGGCAGAGACCGGACUUUCGAAUUUGGAUAUGGAGUUUACUAAAUACCUCAUUGGUUUAUUUAAAUCAUAUUAUCCAAAUUUCUUAAAUUACAUUAUAAUUUUCGAUAUGCCAUGGGUGUUGAAUGCAGCGUUUAAAAUAAUAAAAUCGUGGUUACCUGCUAAAGCUAUUCCAAAGAUUAAGUUUGUUAAUAAAUCGACAGUGAAAGAAUAUGUUGACCCAAAUGAUGCACUUAAAUGUUGGGGAGGUAACAACGAUUAUGUCUUCAAAUUUGUUCCAAUGGCACAAACAAAUGGAGAUGAUACGUUAAAUGGCAAAUUUGAUAACAAGAAGGUGCAUUUUGCAGAAACCUCACCGUUUACAGAACAGAGCCCAACUAGUUUUGGAGAUCAGACUAAUGAAGAACAAUUGUUAGCAAUAGAUCCUGCAGAAGUGAUUACAUUUAACAAGGAUGGAAAUGACAUUGUUGGGACAAUUGCACUGAAAAAUAUUACAACUGAAAAAUCUUUAUCUUUUAAGAUAAAGACAACUUCUCCUGAGAAAUUCAGAGUACGACCAAGUUCUGGAGUUUUGCAACCAUCCAAACAGAGAAGUAUUACAGUUAUAUUACAACCUGGUUACAAUGUGCGUGGUUUAUUGCACAAUGAUCGAUUCCUAGUAAUGUGCCUUCCUUUAAAAAAUGACAAUGCUACACCACAAGAAUUAACUGUACUCUGGAAGUCUGGAAAAGCAACAGAAAUGCACAGACUACGAUGUUGUGACGGUAACAAUGAAAGUAACGAGACACAAAAAUCCCACUCUAUGUUAACUUCAGGAAAUGAUCGUAAUAUUGAUGCACUUUUUUCUAAAAUAAAUCACUUAGAGGAAAGUUAUGUCAAGGUACAUAGUGAGGUUUCUACUGUGAAAUACAUGCUUGUUAUUUACAUGAUAUUGACAAUCUUUAUUGCGGCAGUAAUGACAUAUGUCUUUAAAACAGAUGUUACAAUUCCUAUAGAAAAAGAAGAACACUGCGAUAUUCCUCGUGGUAUUUAAAACAUUUGUGUUUAUAAUAACAAUAACUUUUAUAUAUAUGUAAGAAAGCAUGUUGAACAGAUGUUUCUAUCUAUAUAAAUCCAUCAUUUGUAUGGAUGUUAUGAAAAAUUUAUAUCUUGUAUAUCAUGUAUGGAAAUUUAUAUGUUGUCUUCUCUUUCAUAAAAGUUUAAAAAAAGUAUUCUUUUGUAUUUC
This is a messenger RNA of Pseudomyrmex gracilis, 1752 nucleotides long. Its product is annotated as motile sperm domain-containing protein 2-like. NCBI's taxonomy places the organism in Eukaryota, Metazoa, Arthropoda, Insecta, Hymenoptera, Formicidae. The coding region runs from base 85 to 1560 and encodes 491 amino acids. The transcript is spliced from 9 exons. The record is from RefSeq and is a predicted model, not a curated record.